AUGAAAUAUUAUAAGCAAGGACAAUUUCUUUGUUACAUCGGAACAUGGAUACCUUUUGUUAUAUUAGUCACAAUAUUUCUAUACUUUUAUGUAGUGUAUGUAUAGGUAUAUGAUGCCUAUUAAUGUUAAAGACCUAUUUGUUACCUCGUAUAAGAUCAGAGUAUAUUGAAAGACCAGUAGUAGAAAUAAAUACUUAUUUGAUUCAAUUAAUACAUAUCAAUGACUAUGUAUUCAGUAAUUCAACAGUGGUAAUUACAAUAUUAUUGCAUACAUUACUUAUUCUCUUUUUAAUUACAUUAAUAAGAGUAGUAAUAACAUUACCUGGAAGAGUGCCUUAAGAAUGGUUAAAUAAAGUAGAGGGAGAAAUAAAUAAGAUGAUAGAAAAUGAGGAGAAUAUGAUAAAUUUUCAUAAAAAAGGAUCAUAGACAUCAACAUCAUUCUCUUCAGAAAUAGAUGAUGAAUAACGAUUAUAAUUGAAUAUAAAAGCAAGAUUGGAAUUGAUAGAUAAAUCUGGUCAUAGAUUUUGUAAAAAUUGUUAAUCAUUCAAACCAAAACGUUGUCAUCAUUGUCGUUAAUGUAAGACAUGCUGGUUGAAAAUGGAUCAUCAUUGUUAAUGGCUCAAUAAUUGCAUAGGUUAUAACAAUUAUAAAUUGUUUAUCAAUUUACUUUGUUAUUCAUGUAUAACAUAUAUAUAUAUAAAUAGGGUUACUUAUAAGUUUUAUAAUGAUAACAUAUAGUCGUUGUUAUUAUGAUACUUUAAAUUCAUUUUCAUCUGAUAGUAAACUAUUUCUAGUUUCAUUUACAUUUCUGUAUUGUUGUUUCUUGUGGAUACUAUUAACAGCAUUUACAUUAUUCCAUUUAUGGUAAUUUAAUUCAUUAUAAUGAGAUCAAUAGGGCAAUCAAAUCAAACAUCACAACCCUUGAAUAUUGUGAGAAUAAACCUAGACAACCACUUUAGAAAAGUGCUUUAGAGAACUUUGUUGAAGUGUUUGGUAUCAAUCCUUUAAUUUGGUUCUUACCAAUUUAACCAAAUACGAAACCAAUAUUGGAUUGA
This is a messenger RNA of Paramecium primaurelia, 1054 nucleotides long. Lineage: Eukaryota; Ciliophora; Oligohymenophorea; Peniculida; Parameciidae. The record is from the annotation of a GenBank genome assembly.